CGGAAUCGCUCACUAUGCUUAAAUUAUAUGGUAUUUAAUCUACACCUAACCAAUUUCCUUCUCCGAAAAAAAAAAAAAAAAAUCUGCACCAGCCCUAUACAUCGCCUCAAGCAUGCCAACCAGCUUCAAAAAAGUCGAGUCCGCUGCAGGAAUGCAGGACAGUUUCACCGAGGACGAGACCUCUCGCGGGUCUAACGAAUUUCUAAUCGACCAUGAAUUGAAAUCAAGAAAGGAUCAAGUUCAAAGAAAGAGCCUCUUUUGGACCUUUUCGAUCAUUUUGAGCGCUAUCGGUGUUAUUGAAUUGAUAGCGUCAGUGACUAUCCUCCUACAGCUGCGCUCACAGAGCCAGCCGCAAAUAGGUAGCGAAAUGAACCAUUUGAUCCCCAAAUUUCCAAUUCACCAGGUCCUUUUUGAAAAAGAUGCGCCAGCGACAGUAAAAAGUCUGAGCAAAGAGGACAGGAAUGACACUCGGGAAAACUGGCUCACAUAUAUGCCAAAAGGAAACGGAUUUUUAGCUGUGAAUGAUUUCGAGAACUAUAAUCUACCAGAGCCCAUUUUGUAUCAAGGGAACUUCACCUACUCGAUCGCUGUUUUCCACCAGUUACAUUGCUUGUAUAUCGUCAUGGAUAUGUAUAACAACCUUCUUGAUCCUACCUCUGAAUAUCGAACGGACCCCGAAAAAUCCGACAUCCACUCGGGUGCCCAAGAGCAUGUUCAGCACUGCUUUCGAUAUUUGCGGCAAUCUGUAACCUGUUGUGGAGAUACAACUCUGGAGGGACACAUUCCCAACAGCCCCUUGAAUGGUACAGAUGGAACUGGAGCAGUGCAUGUAUGCAAAAAUUUUGAUGCUAUUCGAUCGUGGGCUGAAAAUAAACGAGUUGUCGACGACAAGCAUCCUUAAGAAGGGGAAAAAGAGGCUGCUUAUGUGAGAGAAAGCUGAGAGGCCAAAAUAAUGAAUGGUACGCUUGAGUAGGG
Messenger RNA from Trichoderma asperellum CBS 433.97, 975 nucleotides. RefSeq lists its product as uncharacterized. NCBI's taxonomy places the organism in Eukaryota, Fungi, Ascomycota, Sordariomycetes, Hypocreales, Hypocreaceae. Gene Ontology annotation, biological process: mycotoxin biosynthetic process. The record is from RefSeq and is a predicted model, not a curated record.